Messenger RNA from Fusarium sp. VM40, 651 nucleotides. NCBI's taxonomy places the organism in Eukaryota, Fungi, Ascomycota, Sordariomycetes, Hypocreales, Nectriaceae. The record is from the annotation of a GenBank genome assembly.
AUGGCUCUCCCUCCCAAAUUCGCCGGGCAAAAGCUCCAAUUCGCUCAACCCUCCGCCUCCGACUCAGGCGUCGCCCACACAACUCACACCCUCGAGUUCUACCUCGACUACUGCUGCCCCUUCUCCGCCAAGAUCUUCCGCACCCUCAACUCCGAGGUCAUCCCCGCUAUCAAGGCCAACCCGGCCUGGGCCUCGAGCCUUACCUUCAUCUUCCGCCAGCAGGUCCAGCCAUGGCACCCUUCGUCCACGCUCAUGCACGAGGCAGGCCUGGCUGUCCUGCGCCUCGCCCCGGAGCGUUUCUGGCAGUUUAGCGGUGUGCUGUUCGACGAGCAGAAGGACUUCUUCGACGUCUCUGUGGUCAAUGAGACGCGCAAUAAUACUUACCGCCGUCUCGCAAAGGUCGCUGCCAAGGCCGGCGUGGACGAGGACAAGGUUUACGAGCUGCUUGUGAUUCCCGACAAGGCUGGUGAGGACGGCGCGCUGAAUGCGGGGAACCAGGUCACGAACGACCUCAAGGUUGUCACCAAGAUGAACCGUUUAAUUGGUGUUCAUGUUACACCCACUGCUGUGUUUGACGGCGUUGUGCAGGAUGUUAGCUCCGGAUGGACAAAGGACCAGUGGGUUGAGUGGUUGCAGAAGAAUGUUGCUUGA